CUGAGUGUGCUGUUGAAGCUGAGGGCUGCUCUGUUUCUGAUACGUAGCCAGCAGAGAGAGAAGCAGAGAGGAGAGCAGCUCGUUGUCUGCUCAUGUUGUUCUCCGGGUGGAGAGUUUGACUACAGUCCUCCAGACAAAGACCAGUGACCAGAGAGAAAGCUUUACUGUAACCAGCGCUGGACGUAACGUGACUCACGGCCUGUGUUGAGCUGCAUCGCCCCCCUGGAUCUUCACCAGACAGGACAACCACCUGCUGUGUCCAGUUGUUUCAUUUGUUUACAUCUCUGUCGCCAGUGGGGAGGCUGUGCUCAAAUAAGAAAAAGGACAUCUGCAGCAAGGACCUGCCUUUAUUUCCAGCACAGCUGCUUUUUACGGACUUUACAUUAAUUUCCCUGGGAUUAAAUCAACAUGAGAAACCGAUUAAUGGUGAAAAUAAUGAAAUUCAUUGGUAUUAUUGCCCAUGAGGGCAACGUCAAGAUGGCCAUUUGUACUUGUAUUGAUUCUGGGUUCAGUGUGCGGAGCUCCAUCCCCUAGUUAUCUUGAUGAAGGCCUUUUUCUGACAAAAAAUAAAGGGCCACUUGGGGCCAAGAGGUGGGAGUGCCGCGCCUCCUCUGCCAUCUGCUCUGCCCUCUGAUUUCAACCAUUUGAUAGAUUUCAUCGCCCUCCUGACUUCAAGAUGGAGCUCUUCUUCAACCCUUUCGACAACCUGGUGUGUAUCCUGCUGGGCAUCUCCUUCACAGUGUGGUUCACCCUGCUGCUGGUCUUCAUCAUCGUGCCUGCCAUCUUCGGGGUGUCCUUUGGCAUCCGACGUCUUUAUAUGAAAACCUUAUUAAAGCUCUUUGAGUGGGCUACACUAAGGAUAGAGAGAGGAGCGAAAGAAAAUAAUCACCAAUUGUACAAACCCUAUUCAAAUGCUAUCAUUGCCAAGGAGCCCACCUCCCUGGAGGAGGAGAUCAAGGAGAUCCGGCGGAGCGGCAGCAACAGAGACCUGAACUCGGCCCCCGAGUUCGAGAUGUCUGACAUCUUCUAUUUUGCUCGGCGAGGAGUGGAAAGCAUCAUGGACGAUGAAGUGACCAAGCGGUUCUCUCCUGAAGAGUUGGAGUCCUGGAAUCUGCUGACCCGCAGCAACAACAACUUCCACUACAUCAGCCUGAGGCUGACCGUCCUAUGGGGGCUGGGCCUGCUGAUCCGCUACGGCUUCCUGCUGCCUCUCAGGGUAACUCUUGCCUUCACUGGUGUCGGCCUCCUCGUGUUCCUCACCUGUGUCAUUGGGCUGCUGCCGAAUGGAAGGAUGAAAAACUUUCUGAGUCAGCAAGUCCAUUUGAUGUGCUACAGAAUAUGUGUCAGAGCUCUGACUGCCAUUAUAACCUACCAUGACAGUGAAAAUAAACCCAAGAAUGGAGGUAUCUGUGUCGCCAACCACACCUCACCCAUCGAUGUUAUCAUCCUGGCCAGCGAUGGCUGCUAUGCUAUGGUUGGCCAAAUUCACGGUGGCUUGAUGGGGGUCAUUCAGAGAUCCAUGGUCAAGGCCUGCCCACACAUUUGGUUCGAACGCUCAGAAGUCAAAGAUAGACAUCUAGUGGCCAAAAGAUUGAAUGACCAUGUAGAAGAUAAAUCUAAACUGCCCAUUCUCAUUUUCCCAGAAGGUACCUGCAUUAACAACACAUCAGUUAUGAUGUUUAAGAAGGGCAGUUUUGAGAUUUGUGCCACAGUCUACCCUGUGGCCAUUAAGUAUGACCCCCGAUUUGGAGACGCCUUCUGGAACAGCAGCAAGUUUGGAAUGGUGAACUACCUGUUACGUAUGAUGAGCAGCUGGGCCAUCGUCUGCAGUGUGUGGUACCUUCCUCCCAUGUCUAGAGAGGAGGAUGAGGAUGCUGUACAGUUUGCCAAUCGUGUAAAGGCAGCCAUAGCCAGGCAAGGCGGACUGGUCGACCUCCUGUGGGAUGGAGGAUUAAAGCGAGGAAAGGUAAAAGAUACCUUUAAAGAAGAGCAGCAGAAGCUGUACAGUAAAAUGCUGGUGGGGACCCAAGAGGACCGCAGUCGCUCCUGAAGGACCUGUGUGGAGGUGGACUCUCUCACUCGGGCACCUCUGUCUUAAUAGGCAGUCAGCAGGGCUCCGUCUCUAUCGGAGCUCCUGGACUGGAAAAUCCCCUCUCUGAUGUCAACAGUACUCCAUUUGGCUUCCUCGGUCACUGCCUCAGCCAGGCAUGUUCAGUUUGCAGUCGUCGUUACGGGUCACUCUGAGUCUGCUGCCCUUUGUUGGAAUAGCUCGACUGAAGCCCUGCUUGCAUUAGAAUGAAAAUAAGGUGCGCACAGAAAAAGGAGCGUUGUCUUCCUUGUUGGCAGUCUUUUGAGGAAAAACUUGGGUUAUUAUCUAUCAUUGAGUUCCUGUCUUUGUUUGGUAGUUUCGACCUUUUAAUUUUCGUUUUUACUGUCAUGUUUGUAUCACACUGUGUUAAAGUUACAGAUCUGAUUAUACCUGGGACAUAGAAGAGAGUUAUUGUAGUUUGUUUUAAAGCUAAAACCUGUGACUGAGUUGGGGUUUUUGCAUGAACUGGCUUAUGCCCAUGAUUUGGGGCACGGUGCCAGAUUUUGUUACAUUUAAGAUAUUUUUAUGGGCUUUUUCCAAGAGAAAAAAAAACUUGUAUUUUAAGCUUUGUGUUUUACAUUAAGACUUGUACCAACACAUGUGGUCACUAUAGGAGUUACAUUGCAGAUGAGCUAUUGAUAUGUUGUCUGUUUGUGUUUCUUCCAUGGAAUGUGUAAUUUCUCACAUUAUGAAAUGGAAAUCGUGCACCCCACAGUUACUCUGAUGGAGGUUUAUAGACUGAGGCCGAUGUUCCUCCAGCUAGUAAUGCAGCGUAACUGGAGUACAAGGGUUUAUAGUCCAUUCAUUAAGAAUUUAUUUGGCGUGCUUAUAGCAUUGUCCCCUUAAGGCCCAUGGCACAAAGGUAGUGACGUAGGAUAAUGACCAUCACAACUGUGUUAUAAAUUAACAUAGCUCUAACGAUGAUUAGCUGAUACGUAUUCAUACUAAUACACGUCCUAACAGGCCUCAUGUUCUACAUUGGCUUCCUGCUUGUGCAGUGACCAUCUUGCCUAAUUUAUUUUAAGUGAACUCUAAAAGCUAUUGUCUUUAUUUCCCCCCUUCAUCAGUGAUCUUUCUCCUACUUGGCUGCCUCUUGAAGGAGGCUUAAAGGAGAGACUGAGUGCAGCUAUAGUUUGGAUUCCCCGUCAGGCUGGAGUUGAGGAAACACAGUGGGACAGUUUUUCCCAUAGGACAUCAUCCCUCUAGUUUACUGUUAUCAGGGACAGUCCUUUAGAUUGUGUCAGAUCUGUUCAUCAAAAUAAAUGUUCAAGAAUGUGACUCUA
Sebastes umbrosus (honeycomb rockfish) is the source of this 3372-nucleotide messenger RNA. RefSeq names its product glycerol-3-phosphate acyltransferase 4-like. Bases 677 to 2050 code for a protein of 457 amino acids. Gene Ontology annotation, cellular component: endoplasmic reticulum. Gene Ontology annotation, biological process: triglyceride biosynthetic process. The record is from RefSeq and is a predicted model, not a curated record. NCBI's taxonomy places the organism in Eukaryota, Metazoa, Chordata, Actinopteri, Perciformes, Sebastidae. Gene Ontology annotation, molecular function: glycerol-3-phosphate O-acyltransferase activity. The transcript has 13 exons.